Molecule: messenger RNA, 2234 nt
Organism: Notolabrus celidotus (New Zealand spotty)
Lineage: Eukaryota; Metazoa; Chordata; Actinopteri; Labriformes; Labridae
Gene: serinc1
Product: serine incorporator 1
Exons: 10
Coding region: 228-1607 (459 amino acids)
Cellular component (GO): membrane
Source: RefSeq, a predicted model, not a curated record
AACGCUCCACUGCAGGUGGCAGUUCCACCGCCGUCCUGUGGGGGCGCAGCUGAGCGCUGAUGGGAUCCACACGCCUCUCUGUUAGUAGAAGAAGAAGAAGUGGGGCGAGCUCAUCUUCAUCCAUCUUCUGAGAGAAAAACAUCCUCCAUCUGAUCCAACCAACGCUACACACAGAGACAGACAGGGACAGACAGGGACAGACAGAGACAGACAGAGAAGUGAGCAUCAUGGGAGCCGUGCUGGGCCUCUGCUCCAUGGCGAGCUGGAUCCCCUGCUUGUGUGGUAGCGCCCCCUGCCUGCUGUGCAGAUGCUGCCCCAGUGGAAACAACUCCACAGUGACCCGUCUGAUCUACGCCUUCUUCCUGCUCCUGGGGGUGGGCAUAGCCUGCAUCAUGCUGAUGCCCGGCAUGGAGGAACAGCUCAAGAAGAUUCCAGGUUUCUGUGAGGGGGGUGCAGGGACCUCGUUGCCAGGUGUGGAGGGUCACGUGAACUGUGACGUGCUGGUCGGGUACAAAGCCGUGUACCGCGUCUGCUUCGGCAUGGCCAUGUUCUUCCUCCUCUUCUCUCUGCUGAUGAUCAAAGUCAAGAGCAGCCAGGACCCCCGUGCCUCGCUACACAACGGGUUCUGGUUCUUUAAGUUUGCUGCAGCGGCUGCCAUUACCAUCGGAUCCUUCUUCAUCGCUGACGGAGCCUUCACUACAGUGUGGUUCUACGUGGGCAUGGCCGGAGCUUUCUGCUUCAUCCUCAUCCAGCUGGUUCUCCUCAUCGACUUCGCUCACUCCUGGAACGAAUCCUGGGUGGAGAAGAUGGAGGAGGGGAACUCUCGCUGCUGGUAUGCAGCUCUGCUCUCCGUCACGGCUCUGAACUACGUGCUCUCCCUGGUGUCUCUGGUGUUGUUCUACGUCUACUACACCCACUCUGACGGCUGCACCGAGAACAAAGUCUUCAUCAGCAUCAACAUGUUGCUCAGCAUCGGCGCCUCCGUCAUGUCCAUCAUGCCCCACAUCCAGGAGUCUCAGCCUCGCUCCGGUCUGCUGCAGUCCUCUCUGGUCACUCUGUACACCAUGUACCUCACCUGGUCUGCCAUGACCAACGAACCAGACAGGACAUGUAACCCAAGCCUGCUGGGGAUCAUCGGGCUGAACAGCACCUCCCCUGCAGGUCAGGACCACGUGGUCCAGUGGUGGGAUGCCCAGGGGAUUGUGGGAUUGAUCCUCUUCCUCAUGUGUGUCCUGUACUCCAGUAUCCGUAACUCGUCCAACACCCAGGUGAACAAACUGACCCUGACGAGCGACGAGUCCGCUCUGAUCGAGGACGGGCCUCAGGUGGACGGCUUCGAGGAGGAGGGCGGCGCGAACCGGGCCGUGGAUAACGAGAAGGACGGAGUGACGUACUCGUACUCCUUCUUCCACUUCAUGCUGUUCCUGGCCUCGCUCUACAUCAUGAUGACGCUCACCAACUGGUACAGCCCUGACUCAAACUACGAGGUGAUGACGAGUCGCUGGCCCGCCGUGUGGGUGAAGAUCUCCUCCAGCUGGAUCUGUAUCGCCCUCUACGUGUGGACCCUGGUGGCUCCGCUCGUCCUGGUCAACAGAGACUUCGACUGAACUCAUGACUCUCCCCGUCAUGCUGUGACCCCACCCUCAAUGCUCUGACUCCACCCCCUUUUGCUCUGACCCCGCUCCCUCAUCCCAUCCAAAUCCUUGAUAUCCCCCCCUCCUCACUGUCCUCAUUGUAAAUACCUGCAGAGUGUUGUUUCCUUCCUCCUGCAUGCUUUCUUUCUCUCUGUGACUCUAAGAGUAGCUGUUUUGUGGAGCGCAGCGCCCCCUGUGGUCAGCAUCAGUAUUGCAUAAGGAAACACUGUUUAAUGUCAAAUAAAGGGAGAGACUGAUCAGCUUCGGCAGUGCUGUGUAGCUGUGCGAGUGUGUGCGUGUGUGUUAUUAUUAUGAUUAUCAAUUUAAUGCUCUAGUGUGGGUGUGUGUGAGUGUGUGUGUGUCUCUUUGGCACACACACACGCACAGCAUUCCUGUUUCUGUAGCUUUGACUUCAAAUGUAAAAACUGAAAGUGAUUGUUUAAACAAGUUUUAACUAGUUAACUUAUUUGGUGUUGUUAGCAUUAGCAUGUAGCUUCUCACAGACAUGAGUUCGGUCAUCACACCUGUGCUUUUACCCUCUUUGACAUGUAAAGGUAAGAUCCCUACCUGGUUUAAUAAAACUGAACUAAAACAAUGAAA